AUGAACACUACUCUCAAUGACAAUGUAACAUGUAAGACACCGUCAUCAGCACGCUCUUCCUCGGAUAUUUGGACACGUAAUUUCCGCAACCCAGGAAUCGAGGAUCGUCGGGGAGAGUCCAAAAUUAGUGGCUUGUUUGUCUGGGGUGUCAGCAUGGUGCAACGAGCUAUGAUGGACGCGAACGAGACGAUAACUACAGACUGGAUGGCAUUCAUCACACCAGCUGACGACAGUGUGAUUAGGCUACCUUGUGAAUCACUUUCUUUUUACGCGUUCUGA
Messenger RNA from Opisthorchis viverrini, 279 nucleotides. RefSeq lists its product as hypothetical. Lineage: Eukaryota; Metazoa; Platyhelminthes; Trematoda; Opisthorchiida; Opisthorchiidae. The record is from RefSeq and is a predicted model, not a curated record. Bases 1 to 279 code for a protein of 92 amino acids. The transcript has 2 exons.